AUGAAAGACUUGGAUCCCGAGUGCGAUCACACCCUCAAACCCAUCGAGAUGUUCAAACUUCCGGCCACGCCGAACGACGCACAUCCUAUGGUUGUGUGUAUCUAUGAGGCCCCUGGCAGAAACUAUAUGCGAGAGAUCUUGGAUUUUGGUCCCGCGUUCUAUGGACUGCAGAUCAGUAGAAUGGGCACCGACGGCACACCCGGGGAACGAGUCCCCCUCCAAGCAUUUCUGGACUUUGCGAUAGGUGCGUCGGAGGCGCUUGAGCUGUUGCAUCACGGCGCCAACUGUAUCCACGGCGAAAUCCGCGCUGACAGCUUUCACUGGAACCGGGAAACCGACUCUGUCAAAUUACUAAAUCAUGGAAAUGGGCCUCGUGCGUUUGAAAAUCUACUCUCUAGUGAGGGUUGGGCCACAGUCAGCCGAGAGCUUGGAGUGAAGAAUAAACUGCAGUUUAUCGCACCCGAGCAAACGGGACGAUUAGCAGCAGACCCCGACAGUCGGACCGACAUCUACAGCUUAGGCAUCCUCUUCUGGACUUUGCUUACGGGCCAGCCAGCAUUUGACGCGGAAACGCCUAUUGACAUUGUUCAACGCGUGCUGGGGCACCGCUUGUCUCUGGUCACUGCCAUUCGCAUGGACAUCCCUGAUGCAAUCUCUAAGAUCAUCGCCAAAAUGACGCAAAAGCAGAUGGAUGAGCGGUAUCACUCCGUGAGCGGACUGAAGUACGACUUAGUGCAGAUCCAGAAAUUCCUGGGCGAGGGUGAAGAGGACAAGAUCAGGAAUUAUAAGGUCGGGCAGCGCGAUGUUUCAUCUUUCUUCCUCUUGCCUACCAAACAGUUUGGCCGACAUGCAGAGAUGGAAAAAAUCACCAAGAUUAUCGAGAAGGCCUACAGGCGCCAGAGUUUGGCCGGCACACGAAAUUCGCCAUCUCAGCCCGGUCUGCUGAGUGCUGCCUCGAACUCCUCCAUCUCGGAUACUCGCCCAGAGGGGUUGGAGGCGGCGGAAGGCUCUGAUUCAUCCAGCUCUUUCGGUUUCAGGGAUUCUAGAAGCAACUCCGCAACCAUUGGACUGGAGGGCCAUGUCUUGAAUCCAGCCUAUGGCAACAAAAAUAAUUUAUACGGCAAGCGAGGUCGUGGCGCUGCUGACUCGAGAGGCACACCGUUAGACAUGCUAUCGGAUCGGGACAGCAAUUUAUCUACCGGGUUUCAACAGUCCCCCGACACAUUACCUGGAAUGAUGACCAGACGAAAGAACAGCCACAAAUAUAAGCGGAGGACUAAGACCGAUGUUAUCACUAUCCUAGGCUCUGCCGGAGUAGGAAAGACGGCUCUCAUCAAGGCUGUCCAACCUGUUAUCCGGCGUUACGGGUAUUUCGCCCUUGCAAGAUUUGAUAAAGCACGCCCAUCCCCCUUCGAGCCACUUAUCAAGGUCAUGGCUAGCCUUUUCAGGCAAAUCUUCUCGGAAAAAGACGUCAACACGCCAUACCACGAGCAUCUGCGGGCUCAUGUGACCCCCUUCUGGCCUGUUUUACACUCAAUCUUGGACUUGCCGCCGACAUUACUUGACGUGACGGUCCUGUCCAAGAAGUUGCUGGUCAAGAACGACACCGCCACACAGAGCGUCAAUACCGAAGUUCCUACGAUCGAUAGUGGCUCCAAGGCAAACCAGGGCUCCAUGCACGGCGCCUGGGACGCCAAUGAUUUUCUGCGAGGACCUGCGAACUCCAAGUCAAUCCGACUGAUAAAUACCUAUAUGGAUGUCUUGCGCACUAUUUCCACAGGCAAGCUGAUCUGUAUCUGCUUGGACGACCUCCAAGCUGCAGAAGAAGAGUCGAUCGAUUUGCUGAUGCAUAUCAUCAAAGCAAAGAUCCCUGUUGUGUUGCUCCUGUCGAGCAGAGUCGAUGAUGGCAAUAUCUCCGAGAGUGCCGCAAAGAUUCUGGAUCUGGAUUCGAGUAACAAAAUCGAGCUUGGCAACCUACGUGAGAAACAUGUGUUCGAAUAUGUCGCCGCCACCAUGUCUCAGCCCGUGGAAACGGUGAUCCCACUUGCCGCAGUUGUACAUGCAAAGUCUGAAGGCAACCCUUACUUGGUCAAAGAUAUUCUUCAAACCUGCUACCAAAGAAACUGCUUGUGGUAUGAUUGGAAGGAGUCAGGAUGGCAAUUUGACCUAGACAAGAUCUUUAGUGAGUUCAGCUCAGAAGGUAGCAUGGAUAAUGGAUACAUGGUAAGGCGUAUCGAAGAAUUAUCGCCUGCGGCCCGGUCGGUUCUAGCUUGGGCUUCCUUGGUUGGAACGACGUUCUCCUUCAGAUUGAUUCAGUCCAUCAUGACUGGAGACUACUUCUAUUUCAGCGGCCCGGAUCAGGCCAACGACGUGACCUGCCCUAACCGCGCGAAGUUCUUCAACUUCUCCGAGACUGAUUGCGUCAACGGGCUCCAGGAACUGGUCAAUACAUUCAUCCUGACACCGGGAACAUGCGAUGACGAGUUUCGAUUCACGCAUGCGCGAUAUUUGAAGGCGGCAAACGAGAUGCGUGAGUGCCGAAAUGUCACGAAGAUGCAUUUUAUCAUCGCGCAGGCCAUGAUGUCGUAUCUCAGCCAAUGCAAGUACAAUCUGUAUCCAUUGGCACGCCACAUCUGCCUGUCUGCAGACAUUUUCAAGGCGAGAAUUCCAACUCGCAUGCGGUAUCGAGACUUGCUUUGGCGUGGAGCGCAGAAGGCGAUCGAGACAGGUGCGAAGCAGACUGCUCUCUGGUACUAUAAGUCUGCACUCAAGCUGCUACAGGAUGACAAAUGGAACAUGGAAAACCCUGACGUCUUUUAUGAUGAGACGCUUCAGCUCCUCGUUAACAGCGCCGAGAUUAUGUACAUCCAAGGGGAGAAAGAAAUGGCUCUGCAGCUCCUGGAGGAAACUCAUGCAAACGCGCGUUGUUCGGCCGACAAAACGAGGUCGUACAUUCUGAAAGGCCGGAUCUUGGGCAGUCAAGGGAAAUUCUUUGAAGCAUUUGCUGUGCAGCGAGAAUGCUUAGAAGAACUCGGACUGCCCCUGCCUACCCCCACCUGGGACGAAUGCGAUAUCGAGUUCAAAAAGUUGGAGUUUCGAUUACGGGAGCUCGACAAGGAGCAACUGUUGUCAAUUCCCUUGAGCGAGGACCGGACUGUGAUUGCCUUGGGCACGGUUCUAAGUGAAGCUCUUGGGGCUCUCUACUGGUCCGAUGCCCUACGUUGGUAUCAACUGGUGAUUGCUUAUGUCAAUGCCGUUCUGGAUCGCGGUGUGUUUGUCCAAGCUGGUCUGGGCUUCACGAUGCUUGGUGCAGCUGCGAUAGGUCGAUUUAAAGAUAUUGAGCUGGGGCUGGCUUACGGAGAUAUUGCGCACGAGUUCUACACCAUGUACGAAGAUUCCUGGACCCGGGGCAGAGGCUGGACGUUGUUUACACUGUUUAUCGGCCACUUCCAGACGCCUGUACGGAACCUUCUUCCGAUCCUGGAUAAUGCGCUUGAGUACUCGCUAGCGUCCGGGGACAGGUUCGUAAGUCUUCUCAACAUAGGUGUGAUGGCCUUGUCCAGGUUCUGGGCAGGGCAAGACCUAUCAGAGGUUGAGGCGUUCUGCAAUUACGGGCCCGAGGAGUUUGAUGACUGGGAGAAAGACCGAAGAGGAGGAGCUCUACUCAUCGCCACAAGGCAAGUGGUUCGCGCAUUACAAGGAAGGACUGUCGCUACAGAUGCCAAGUCCCUGCUCAACGACAGCGAUCAUGACACUGAAACCUGGAUGGCGGAGACCGUGCAAUACGCCGCUAACGCUCAGCGAUCCUGUGAUAUUUAUCAAGCUAUGUCGCUUGUGGCAUAUCACUUGAUGGGCUACCACGAGUACGCUGUCGAUGUAGGAAGGAAUUUGCUCAAUACGACCAUUGACGAUUUGUGGUCCAACAGACCUGCGUGCGGGGCUCGGUUCUACUUGGGCUUGUCCUUGUUAGCUCUGGCAAAGGAGAAGCCCCCGGAAGAGCGUGCAGCAUAUAUCGAGGAGGCAAAGCAACUCAAGCGAUUCGUCGACGACUGGGGUAGGGUCAACGAUGUGAACUACUUUGCCUGGUCUCACAUACUUGAAGCCGCAAUUGCGGACAUUUCACAUGUCAACGUCAUGUGUAACCUGGAAAUGGCAAUUGACCACUGUCAAGUGCACGGGUUUGCCCUGGAAGAAGCUCUGGCCAUCGAAAUGCAGGCAGAAUAUCUUCUUGAGCGUGGAGCCAAGAGAGCUGGCAGAGUGAUGAUUCAGGAAGCCAUCGCCGCUUGGAAUAGGAUAAACGCAAGUGGUAAAGCGAAGCAGCUCUCUGAUAAGCAUGAAUGGCUGAUCAAGACCGCCACAACAUCGAGAACGGUGGAAGCGGCUACACAGACAGAAGAUUUGCAUGGGUUACCGGUGAAGGAGGAGCGUCAGCUUCAGAGCAAGCGCGACUAUACAAGUGCGUGGCUCCAACCUAAAGCAACCGCGACAACCCAGAGUCCACAAGAUGUACCCGGCAUGGGGCUCGACAUUCUGGACCUAACCUCGAUUCUCGAAUUCUCCCGAGUUAUCAGCUCUGAGUUGCAGAUCAAUAACCUCCUAUCUAAGAUGAUAUCGGUCAUUCUAGAAUCCGUCGGAGGACAGGCUGAGUUCUGCGCCAUUGUGAUCGACUCCGAGGAUCAAGGCUGGUGUGUGGCGGCAAGCGCAGAUCAUGAAACAGGCGUCAAAACUUAUCCGGAUGGAAUUCCAUUUGCGGAGGUUGACGACCAAGCGGCACAGCAAAUUACGCAUUACUUACUUCGCACCAAGGAAACCGUGUUCGUGCAGAAUGUACUCGAAGAUGACCGCUUCUCGAAUGUUGGUGAGGCCUACUUGGCAAGAAAUCCCUCUGGGCGGUCAAUUAUCGCCAUCCCCAUCAUCCAAGCCGACCAUCUGAUGGGAGUCAUCCAUUUGGAAGGUCGGCCAAACGCAUUCACGCAGCGUAACAUGAUCGUCCUCAAUCUUCUCACCAAUCAGGUUGCCAUUUCCCUAGGCAAUGCUCUUUUGUACAGGAAAGUUCGCAAAGUGAGCGCGUCGAACGCCAGUAUGGUGGAAUCUCAGAAACGGGCUCUUGCAGCUGCCCGAGAAGCUGAGGCGAAAGCUAAAAAGGCUGAAGCCGAGGCGAUGCAUAACGUCAAGUUGAAGGAAGAAGCAGCUAAAGCCAAGUCGAUUUUCCUUGCCAAUGUCAGCCACGAACUUCGGACUCCCCUGAACGGCGUGAUCGGCAUGUCUGAGCUACUCAAAGGAACUUUGCUGAGCAAGGAGCAAGAGCAAUUUGCGGAUAGCAUUCGCGUUUGUGCAGACACGUUACUGACUGUUAUUAACGACAUACUUGACUUCUCCAAACUUGAAGCUGGGAAAAUGCAGAUGUUCACCGUCGCGCUGAAUUUGAAGGAGACGAUCACGGAGGUUGUACGCGCCUUGGCCUACACCAACCAAGAGCACGGGUUACAGACCGUCGAGGAUCUUCAAAUCGAUGACGGUCUUGUCUUUGGCGAUCCUGUACGACUGCACCAGAUCUUUAUGAACUUGUUGAGCAACGCCUAUAAAUUCACCCCCAAGGGUUCGGUGACGGUGAGAGCACGCAAAAACGCCGAGACUAAAGACAAGGUCAAAAUCACCUGUUCCGUUACUGACACCGGGAUCGGUAUCACCCGGGAGCAACUUUCAAGACUAUUCCAGCCCUUUUCACAAGCGGACUCGUCCACAGCUCGCUCAUAUGGUGGCAGCGGCCUAGGCCUGAGUAUCUGUAAAGCUAUGAUUGAAAAUGUUCUGGGUGGCAAGAUCUGGAUCGAGUCGACGCCGGGGCAAGGCACAACAGUUUCCUUCACGCUCACUUUUCAGAAAGCACCAAAGAACAGCAGUGUUCCGGGCGACAUGAGGAUUUCGGCCAAGGAUCCAGAUCCAAUGGCGAGAUGGUCGCAGGCAACCAGCCCUGAAACAGAGCAUAAAAAAACCAGUUUCUGCGACCUGAGCAAGAUUCCAAGGGAGACGCUGCGCGUCUGCAUUGCCGAAGACAAUCAAAUCAACAGAAAGAUUGCCAUGUCGUUUGUAACCAAGCUUGGCCUGAAGUGCGAGGCGUAUGAGGAUGGGAAACAAGCCUACGAAGCUCUAAAAGCGAAGAGCAAAGAAGGAAACCCGUUCCAUUUGGUGUUGAUGGACGUUCAGAUGCCUGUACUAGAUGGAUAUGAGGCGACCAAGGCAAUCAGAGCGGACGCUGAUCAACAGGUGAGCCAAGUCCUCAUCAUUGCCAUGACGGCGUCGGCCAUCCGCGGCGACAGAGAAAAAUGUCUGGAAGCUGGUAUGAACGACUAUCUCGCCAAGCCAGUCAGACAAACCGCUCUCAAAGCUAUGCUGGACGAAUACCUCAACAAUACCAGGCUGGCGACCGAUGCUGCGAAUCAAAGCGUCGAUUCGAAAGUUACUCCAGGCGACAAAGUCAACGGGCAACCAGAAAGUGGCACCGACAAGCUGAAAGUGAGGCGGCCGCUCAAGAGAGUGAUGAAGAAAGUCGACACCAACAUGCCGGCAGAGAUGAAUGACCCUAACGGGAUGAGCAGUCCCCCUAGCGGAAGAGAGGAAAACACCGGACCUGCGAAAGCGAGUACGGACCAGGCAUCUGCAAGUGACGGUGUAUUUGUGAACGCAACGCCCACAGGAGACAAAGAGCGGUCGAAAGAAGGCCCCGUGUUGGCUCAAACCUCGCCGCCGUCAAAUGGAUAUCCAGGAAAAGAUCUUUCGUGA
Messenger RNA from Capronia epimyces CBS 606.96, 6780 nucleotides. RefSeq lists its product as uncharacterized. Lineage: Eukaryota; Fungi; Ascomycota; Eurotiomycetes; Chaetothyriales; Herpotrichiellaceae. The record is from RefSeq and is a predicted model, not a curated record. Gene Ontology annotation, molecular function: protein binding; histidine phosphotransfer kinase activity; phosphorelay sensor kinase activity. The transcript has a single exon. The coding region runs from base 1 to 6780 and encodes 2259 amino acids. Gene Ontology annotation, biological process: protein autophosphorylation; phosphorelay signal transduction system.